Messenger RNA from Eublepharis macularius, 7193 nucleotides. It is a transcript of the gene SHOC2, whose product is annotated as SHOC2 leucine rich repeat scaffold protein. Bases 928 to 2676 code for a protein of 582 amino acids. Gene Ontology annotation, molecular function: protein binding. The transcript is spliced from 10 exons. The record is from RefSeq and is a predicted model, not a curated record. Lineage: Eukaryota; Metazoa; Chordata; Lepidosauria; Squamata; Eublepharidae.
GAAGGCCCCGAGGGAGCAGGCGGGCGAUUGGAAGCUGCGCAGGGGCCGAGACGAGCAGGCAGAGGGGGCCUGGGGCUGGGCGAGGGACCCUCCCCCCUUGUCUGAGGCGCCCUCUGUGCACGGGAGAGGCUGCAGCCGGAGAAGGGCGGCGGCGGCUGCAGCAUUGAUACGGGGGCUGGGUGGGGGGACGCUCCCUCCCCAGGCCGGGUCUUCAAGCAGGGGCGGAGUAUGCGGGGAAGAGGGCUGGUGAGGAGGCGAGAAGACUGGUUGGCGCGUGCGCCUGUGCAGCGCUGCCUUGCUCCGCUCGCUCGCUGCUGCUGCUGCUGCUGCUGCUGCUGCUGCUGCUGCUGCGGAGAGCCUGUGGGUGGAGGCGUCUGUUUCAAGCUGCUCUAGGCUGUUGCUGCUGCUGCUGCUGACAGGAGGGUAGGGGUUGGGCCUCAGAGGCCAUAAGGCAGAAGGAAGAGCAGCAGCAAAAGAGGAGAAGGGAGCCAGCAGAAGCAGGAAGCCGCAAACGCAAUAAAGCAGCGACGCCCUUUGCUAGCAGGAGUGAUAGAGGGAAGAGCCUCAUGCUCCACUUGUCAGAGUUACAGUGAACUGAAUGGAUGUCCGUUUGUCUUGUCUCAAGGCAAGUCUUAUUCAUCCCAACUGAACAGAGCUCUAAUGAAGACCUGGUAAUUAUCUAAGUUCAGCAGUUGGAUCUCCUGAUACAAAAACUGGGACAGAGUGCCUCUGGAACCAACAUGUAGCAGAUGGCUACUGCGCCACCAAACUUGCUGCUUCAAGCCAAUGCUUUUGUCUGUUAAAAUUCCAUGUAUGAUUGCCAGUGAAUGUAUCAUUUGAGGGAUCCUUGUUUCUUGGAUGCUGUUUGAGCUUUGUUAACUAAGAUUUAAAUUGGAUUUCACGUGGUGUUGGUUAAACUGAGAAACCAUGAGUAGUAAUCUUGGAAAAGAAAAAGAUUGUAAGGAGAAAGACCCUAAAGUGUCUUUGGCAAAGGAGAGAGAGAAAGAAUCCAAGGCCACUGGUGGGUUUGGGAAAGAAAGCAAAGAGAGGGAGCCUAAAACCAAAGGGAAAGAAGCCAAAGAUGGGAAGAAGGACUCCAGCAGCGUGCAGCCAGGUGUGGCUUUUUCAGUGGACAAUACAAUAAAACGACCUAAUCCAGCACCAGGUGCUCGCAAAAAAUCAAGCAAUGCUGAGGUGAUUAAAGAGCUAAACAAAUGCCGAGAAGAAAAUUCAGUGCGUCUGGACUUGGCUAAGCGGUCUAUACAUCUUCUCCCAUCAUCUGUCAAAGAGUUAACACAGUUAACAGAACUUUAUUUAUAUGGUAACAAAUUGCAGUCUUUACCAGCUGAGGUGGGCUGUCUUGUGAAUCUGGUGACACUGGCUCUGAGUGAAAACUCUCUUACCAGCCUGCCUGACUCUCUUGAUAACUUGAAGCAACUCCGUAUGCUUGAUCUGCGGCAUAACAAACUUAGAGAAAUUCCUCCUGUGGUGUACAGGCUAACUUCCCUCACCACACUUUAUCUACGCUUUAAUCGUAUCACAGCUGUGGAAAAGGAUAUCAAGAACUUGUCAAUACUCACCAUGCUCAGUAUACGGGAGAAUAAAAUCAAGCACCUACCUGCAGAAGUUGGUGAGUUGUGUAACCUCAUAACGCUGGAUGUAGCACACAAUCAGCUUGAACAUCUUCCAAAGGAGAUUGGAAAUUGCACACAGAUCACCAAACUUGACCUACAGCACAAUGAACUUUUGGACCUUCCAGACAGUCUAGGAAAUCUGUCCAGCCUGAAAAGUCUUGGUCUGAGGUAUAACCGGCUUUCAGCAAUACCCAGGUCUCUAUCACAAUGUACCAAACUUGAUGAGUUGAAUUUGGAGAACAACAAUAUUUCUACUUUACCAGAGGGUCUCUUAUCCAGUCUUGUCAAUCUGACUAGUCUAACUCUGGCACGAAACUGUUUCCAGUCAUACCCAGUUGGUGGUCCCUUACAGUUUUCUACCAUCUAUGCUCUGAACAUGGAGCAUAACCGCAUCAGUAAAAUCCCAUUUGGAAUUUUCUCUAGAGCAAAAGUGUUAAGUAAGCUGAACAUGAAGGACAAUCAGUUGACUUCUCUUCCCCUGGACUUUGGGACAUGGACCAGCAUGGUAGAACUCAACUUAGCUACAAAUCAACUCAACAAGAUUCCUGAGGAUGUGUCUGGACUGGUUUCUUUAGAGGUUCUUAUUUUAUCAAACAAUCUUUUAAGGAAUCUUCCCCAUGGCAUUGGAAACCUGAGGAAACUCAGAGAAUUGGAUCUGGAGGAAAACAAGUUGGAAUCUUUGCCAAAUGAAAUAGCGUACCUUAGGGAUCUACAGAGACUGAUCCUAACAAAUAACCAGUUGAGCACCCUUCCUAGAGGAAUCGGACACCUCAUCAACCUGACACAUCUUGGAUUGGGGGAGAAUUUUCUUACACAACUUCCUGAGGAAAUUGGUACACUGGAGAAUCUGGAAGAACUGUAUCUGAAUGACAACCCUCACCUGAACAGCCUUCCUUUUGAACUGGCCCUCUGCAGUAAACUGUCGAUAAUGAGCAUUGAGAACUGUCCACUCAAUACCCUUCCAGCUCAAAUUGUUGCAGGGGGACCUUCCUUUAUCAUCCAGUUCCUGAAAAUGCAGGGACCUUACCGUGCCAUGGUCUGAUGGAUAGCUGUCCUAAAGGUGUACAAAAUAUAAAUGCUAUUGAGGGUGUCAUUAUGUAUAUAUUAUUAUUAUUAUUAUUAUUAUUAUUUAGGCCACUCAGUGCCAGGAUUGGAAAAGAAUUGGGUUGUCCCAUACACUGUACAAAAUGCAAAGAGCAUUAUUGGUAUUGUGUAUGUGUGUAUAUAUAAUAUAAUAUAUAUUGUAUAUUAUAUUAUAUAUAAAACAUAAAUAAUAUAAAACAGGCAAAUUUAAGACCAUUUAUGUGUUUCUGCUAAUAGAGGAAGCAUAGCCAUUUAGAUUUUUUUUCUUUGUAAAAUGCUUGUCUAAGUUUUCUUUGCUGAAUUUGAUGGAUUUCUAGAUAAUCUGGAGAUGCCAGUUCACUGGAAAUGAUUGCCAACCUUGCUGAUAAAUUUAAGGGAUAAAAUGUUUUUAGAUGGAUCCCUCAUUUCAUGGGGAAAAACAUGCAACUCGGUAAUAUGAACUUUCUUCUAUCAUUCCCCUCUGCACACCAAAUUGUGACAAAAACCUUUUGGAGUAAUUUGUCUUCUAGUUGGGGAGAUCCUUUAACUUAUUCUGAGAUUUGAAACAAAUGGUGUUGUAUGUUGUUUACAGUCAGAGUAAAUCAAUGGAUUUUUUUUUGGUUUGCUCUGUUUUAAUCAUAUCUAGAAUGUAUAUGCUUCUGCUGGGGACUUUUUAUUGACUGAUUUAUAGUAAAACAAAAAUAAACAAGCUGGUAAGUAGGAAAAGAUACUGUCCAAUGAAAGCUUGAAUGAAUUUUAAAUCUUGGUUCCUUGGGCUAUUGGUUGUAGGCAUAUCAUAUUUAAACCAAUUCUUUUAUGGUUGAUCUGUGACAAGCAAUGUUUCCUGAUUAGAAAUGGAUUGAUUUGUUGAAGAGCUACACAUUCUUUUAAGGUCUAAAAGUACAUUGAAAAGAAAACGAUAGAUAUGUAUUUCAUGACAACAGGCAGUUGGGUUUCUCUUAGUCCCUGUACAAUUAAUGAAUGUGUCUGUUUGAAACACUGCAGUAUAUAUUAAGAUUUAUGGCUGGUUACCAUUGUUACUCUGGUUUUAUAUCUUGCCUUGCCUCGUACGUCCCUUUAUUAUGGAGCAUCUGCAUCCAAGCACAAUAUCUUCAUGCUGUGCUGUUUUGCUGCUGAACUAAAUGCACUUUUCCCUACAGUGGGGACACUUGCUUCAAUUUAAUCAGUUCAGUAUCAUGAUUUAUUCUCUUUCAACCUCAUCCUAUCAAUCUCAGUAUUAAAGAAUGAUCUGUUUAAAAAAAGGAUACUUUUUCAUUUGUACGUAGAAUUUGAUUGCUCUGUAGAAAAUGGUAAUGUGGUUCAUUUCCAUGCUAUCUUUAUUGUCAUUUCAUGGCUGUACAAAGGGCUAAAUGAUGCUGCGGUGGAAUAGACACUUAAAUCGUACCUUGUGGUGUCAUUUUGAUUUUGGAAGCUCAUAUAGUGGUUACAUUCCAGAUAUUUUUUUCUUUUUCAUAACAACUUACUUCACUUUAGUUUUCCUUCUGGAAUAUUGGAGCUUUAGAGCGCUAUAACUUUUGAACAAAUCAUACAUACCAAGAAAAAUAUUUUCCCCUCUUGAAAGGGUUUUUUUUUUGCAGUUUUUAUUUCUAACAGUAAAGUUUAUUUAAAGGGCACACUCCUCAGAUAGCUAAGCAUGCUUGUCUUUUUAAAAUCGUUAAGAUUGCAUGCUUAAAGAUGCAGUGCUAAAUAGACUUGCUGCUGGUUAAGCUUAAAUAUAUGCUGUAACUACUGUUGAUUUCAGUGGGACUUGGAGCGUGCCUGAGUUUCUUUGGAUUUUGCCAAGCAUAUCUUGCUACUUUGGUAUGCUUUCUCGGAGAAGAAUACAAAUUUGCAUUCUGGCUGAUUUUUUUUUUCUUUUUAGCAAAAAAGAUUUUCUAACAAAGGGCAGUUGGAGAUAUAAAACUCUUAAAGGGCUUAUGCUGGUAGUUUAAACUACUCUAUAUGUCACUGGAUUUUAUAAAAGGAAUAUUAGUUUCUGCCACCUUUUCCUUAAAACAAAUCUAGUAAUAGCUAUUGCAUUUUAGAUUUUGUUUAUACUAUUGUACAGUUUCAGCUUUGCACAACCAAUCUAUUUGAGCAUUAAGAUGUAAAAAUGUGAAGAUGCCUAUCAUGGUGGUGGUAGUGGUGUUGGUUAGAACAUAAAAGUUCACUUUUAUGCUGAAGCUGUAAAUUUGUUCCACUGGUUCUGGAUGGGAUGCCCAUCUUUUUAUUCAUAAUGCUUCUUCAAGUGAGAGAUGUGUGUCUGAGCUGCCCAGUUGCACUUUUAUUUUGGAGUAGGGAUACUGUAUUGCAAGUCAAUUGUCUAUAUAUAGCUUUAAAGCCAGAGUUUAGCCAUGUGUUGAAAAUGGCUGGAUAGUUUGAGGAACAUUUUUUGAAUAUUUCAUAAAAUUGGAGCAGGGAUAGUAUAUUUCCAGUAGGCUGGUUUCUUGUUCCACUCCAUGGAGUUGUGGGUUAGAUUAAGUUGGGCUGCAUUUAUGCAACUCAUCUUUAUAUCUGUAAAUAUAUUAAAAAGAUUGUUCAUUUUGCCAAGGAUUAUAUGACUGACACUUUCCUUCUCCAGAAAAUCAUCUGAACAUUGGAAAUGGGUUUUAUUUAUACAUUUUUAAAUAAAAUAAACCAUACAUAACUGGAUUUUUUAAAACCAGUAAAAGGAUCCUACUUCAGCACUGUAUGUAAACAGGGGUCAAAAACAUAUUCUUGAGUUGAGCACUGAAUUCAUAAUGAAAAAAUACUCCAAAAUCCCACUGGGAUGAAUUUUUUGUUUCAUAAUCAAUAGAGAAUGCAAGGGGGCAUAGGGAGAAGAAAAGCAUAUAAAGAGAUGAUGAUACACCCUUAAAAAAAAAACCUCAAAAAUAUUUUCACAAAAUGUAGUAGUCAUUUAGAUUUUUGAUGUUUCAAAAUUAUUCUGUAUCCAGAAAUGUUUAUUACUUUGUGGGAAACUAUUAAUUUUAACCAGUUAGAUUUAGUCCAUCUAAAUCAGGCAGGGAUGUAUUAAUUGGAGGCUUAAGAAUUGAAUCUGUGUCAAUUAUAAACUGGGAAAAAUUUCUCAGACUUGCUGCAUGGUGAGACACUAUCAGAGUAGAAGAGCAUAUAUUUAGAUAUGUUGGGGGGAGGCAAUAUCUUUUUAAAGAUCCAUCAUCUCCCUUGCUCUGUGUACUGUACAGUACUAGCUUUACUAAUUCAGUUCUACCUUUUAUGUUAGUGAAUUUAUGACAAUCCAAGUCUUUCUCAAGAGUCUUGGCAGAAGACCAUGCAUGCUCAGUGUUCAUCAUGAACCUGCUCCGAUCUAACAGGACUAUGGCCUGUAGUGACUUGAAAGUACUCCAUGCGAUAAUAUAAACAACUCUAUGCUUUGUGGGAGAACUCCUCUACUUCUGGGUGUAAAACAGUUGACAGGAUCUUAAUGGCAAGUGAAGCAGAGGUUAUCCAAGUACUUCUUAAGCUGCAGUCAUACUGCAUCUCUUGCACCACUGAAGUGGCCCAUUUGUUCAGCUCCUCCAUAGUUAGGGGAAAUACAAGAAUCCAAUCUCCCUUAAGGAUUAUUUUAGAACACAGAAAUAUAAAGGAAGGCCUAAGUGAUGGAAUAACUUGGAAACAAAUUGUAUCUACUGAUAACUCCUGUGAAAUGUUAAUGGCAGUUAAAAUGCUUAAUUUUGGUGUAGAGAGUGGGGAAAGAAAAGCUGUACUAUCAGCCUUAAAAAGGAAUGUUGCACAGUUUCAUGGUGGAUGCUAUUAAAUUCAUUUUCUGCUAAAACAAGUUUACAGUGUUUGGUAUUUGAUGUUUCAGACAAUUUGUACUAUUUAUAUUUGCAAAUAUUAAAACUUGAGUGAUUCUAGCUCACUAAAAUGGUUUUGCAAAGUAUUAAAAAGGGGGGGAAAGAAAGUAGUAUUGAAAAUACAGGCAGAUUUUACAGUAGCAUCUUUGAACUUGUUUUUGAAUUAGGCAUUGGAAUGAUUUUGUGUUUUUAACAUAUCCAAGGAGAAAAUGCCUUCCUGACUAUUAAAGAACCUGAAUUUACAGCAAAGCAGUUGUAUCAUAAAUAUUGCACUUCCAUUGUAUCUUUAAUCAGCAUGUCAGAACUUGCUUAGUUCUGUUUAAUUAGUUCUUGCUUAAUUAGGUAUACACUCGGCAGUAAUUUGCACAACACACCAAUUUUAAAAGGCACAUGUAGGACAAUUACUAAUGAUGAUAUCUGCAAAAGAACAUCUGAUGUUUUUUUUAAAAAAAUCUACAAUGAUCUUACGAUUCUGUUUAUUAUUUUGAUGUUUGGGUCUUAAGCAAUGUAGGUUUCUGCCUGUUAAAUAGAAGACCACGCUAAUUUGUGAUUGAAAAUGAAAGCGUGUAAACAGUCUACAAAACAAUGUACUUUCUGGAUUAUUGUAAUGUUGAUUGUUGUGUCUAUAAAAGAUUGCCUUGCUUUUUUAUAAGUCAUUCUGUAUCAAUGUAUUCAUUAUAAAUAGUAUAUUUAUAAAUGA